UAUGUGUAGAAUUCUUUUUCCUUGUUCUUUUAAGCUGCAACGACAAUCCUUGCUAGUGGUGAAAAGAAAUGCAUCUUCUUGCGCGAUCGAGUGCACCCAUUGUGUGCGUCUAUGCGGUAUUACCGCUGCAACGGAAACCCUCAUAAACGCAGCGAUGCAUCUGUUCCCCGCGAGACGAAGCUGGGCAAAACUGAAAGCAACUGCACGUAGCGAGCGCGUUCAUUGGCCUAGGCAACAUGUGUACGCAUGCGCAGUAGUUCUAAAUGCUCGGAGUCUCCUUUAAAAUAUAUGAAUGGUUGUAUAUUGCAGGUUAGCGUUUCGAGUCAGUGUGCGUCACCUAUCACGCCAAACGAGUGGACGCCGCGGCAACGGCCUGCAUCAGCUGUUGCCCUCGCUUCGCCCGCCACCGAGACCGUGAGAGGCGGCAGCCGGGCUGGCGACCGCCGUCAUGGAGCUGCUGCCGGCACCACAGACGGCCCUGCAAUGGGCUCUGGCCGCCGUGUGGACCUGCUGCCUCUGGCAUUCAGCACGAUCGUUCCAACAGGUCUGCUACCUGGUAGCGCCGGUCAACUCGUCUGACGCGCUGCCCAUCGCCUCGGUAAACGUGCGCCUGUGCAGCCAUGUGAUCAUGGGCUUCGGCACCGUCGCGGAAGAUGGCAGCGUCGACCUGGACGCGCUUGGUGGACCCCAGGCAUUGGCAUCUCUGGCCACGCUGCGAAAGCGUCGACCGGACCUCAAGCUCAUGAUCUCCAUAGGAGGGGGAGGGGGCGACAGCAACUUCAAGACUAUGGUGUCCGGCGCCGACAGCAGAUGGAGGUUCAUCGCCUCAGCGAUAUCAGCGUUGCGGGCGGCCCGCUUGGACGGACUCGACAUCGACUGGGAGUUCCCCAAGCUGAUGGAUGGAAGUCGCUUCGCGCGCCUGCUCAAGGCGGCGUCCGUGGAGUUCAAGAAGGACGCCCAGUGGCCGCUACUCCUGUCCGUUGCGGUGCCUGCUCAAAGCUUGCUCAUCAUCGGCGCCUACGACGUCAAGGCGAUGGCCAGGUCCGUGGACUUUGUGAACCUGAUGACAUAUGACUUGAACGUCUACAACUGGUAUACACCAUGGUUGCGUCACAACAGUCCCCUGCGGUCCAGCGCCACCGACCCGCCAUACUUCAAUACGCUCAAUGUGGAGUCAAGCGCCAAGCUGUGGGCAACCUUGGGCAUGCCAAAGUCCAAGAUCAUGGUGGGCAUUCCGACCUAUGGACUGUCGUGGGUGCUGCGCGAUCCUGACCGCUGGCAGGUCGGCUCGCUAGCCGCCGGUCGUUACGAAUACGGCGGCGGAUUUGUCAGUUACCCUCAGGUGUGCACGUUGCUUGAAAACGGCGCUCAGCGGGAGUACGACGCAGAAGCCAUGGUGCCUUUCCUGCACAAAGGAAAACUGUGGGUCAGCUACGACGACCAACAGAGUGUCGCGCUCAAGGCGUCGUGGACCGCGCGCAGCGGCUACGGGGGCACCAUGACGUUCAGCCUCAACUCUGACGACUGGGCCGGUGCCUGCGGCGACGGACCCUUCCCGCUGCAGAGGGCCAUCGCGAGCGCGGUCUCCGUGGAGCAGCCAGUGGUGGGCCUCGUGGCGGCUACACCUUGACGAGGAGCCUUCCACGAAGCACAGACCGCGUCACCACGUGACAUAGUGCGACGAAAACGUGCCACACGCAGGAAAGCAUGAGUCUGCCGCCGAACGUUCCCGGGUAUUCGUGAGGCAGCUUCUUUCGCCCGACCGCUCUCCGACGCACCACGCUAUGUCCAGCUACAGAGAGCAUGCGUUCUAGCCCACCAGCUAUAAAUUCGCUUCUGCGUCAAUCGAACAGCGCGCUACCACGCGUGUUGAGGAAAUCGCGAUUAUUGAAGAGGUCGCAGGCAUGACGAGCUGCUGGCUGCCGUUAGCGUUUCAGUCUCACGCCUUCGUUUCGGUACGACAUACGAACCAGAAAUUGUGCAUUAGUGCCGCAGUAAACACUGGCUGCGACGAAAUUGCUUUAUGAAAUAUCACUCUACAAGCUUUCUUUUUUUAUUUUCGCUGCAGGAUGACUCCAAUGCUUUAGCAAAGAGGGUUAGUAAAAGAGGCAACAGCUGGAAUAUAAAGGCGGGCGCGUGUGGUGCAAUGGCCUUCCCGCUUCAUCUCCAGAAGCGAGAAGCGCUGUGAAAAUGUGAGGAACUUUCUUCUUUUCCGAUCCCUCAAAGUUUGAAGUGUCGGAAGUGCAGUGAGGACCUGUCCGCGAGAACCAGCAAAGACUCCUAUCUUGAGCGCUGUGGCCUGCGCACUUUUGACACAAACUUCACGAGUACAUAGCUCCAUCAGCGUUAGCUUAAUAAAAAAGGUGUAACGAACAAUGUUAUUGAUAAGGGGAUCGAUUAGCUGCAGUUAAGAGGACCGCGGUAUAAACCGUAUACUGCCGUACAUAUCUGCCGCGAAGAACCGAACAAUUGAGUGCUUUCGGGAUAUAAAAAGAUUUUUUCCUGGCCAUUCCUGGCCACGAAAUGGGAAAGCUUGUUAUAUGCCGCCCAUAGUAUAUAGCCAUUCUGAUACGCUUUACCCACUGUGCUAUAUUGCUCAUGUUAAGACCUCAAACUUCCUCUCAACAUUGAGAAAUAUAUGCGGAAGGCAACAGAAGAAUAGAAUACGAUCGAGUUGCCUCUAGGUAUUAAAGUGCGUUUUUUUUCCUCGUUUGUUUCCCCCACCCGUGUCUCGAUCCCCUUUCAUAUCAAGACGUAAAGACGGAGCGAGAGUCCAUAAAUGAUCAAGUCACGUUUCAUUAGCCAAGUGUGCGUGCCACCCUUGACAAGUAUUAUUUUUCGACAGCUACUUGAAGUGCUUCGAACGUUGACUUCUCGCAACAGUUUGCACGUCGCGGCGCACGAACCAAUGACUACGACAUCGAUCAUCCCAUUUCCUUUACCCUGGCUUUCCCGCAGCCAAUGAAGAGCCAUGGAAGAGCAGAGCUGUGACUAAGCUCGCUCGCCCGUGCGUACCUCAUCACAACCUUAUCCGCCGAGCAAGCGGUCGGCUUAAACUCGCGUAUACAUGCUUCGUUUGCUAUAGCGCAUCACCACGUCACAAAUUUCGAUCUCGUAACGCGCGUUCCUGACGAGAAGACGGCGCAAGUCUUCGUAGUUUGCCCAAUGGCAUAUUUGCAAUAUAAUGCGUACUUUAUCUUGAACGUCAUGUUGGUCUAUUUUAUUAGUCGCUUUUUCUAAGUCUCCUUUCUACAGUGACUUCUGACAUUAAAUCAAACUUUGACAAAAAACUUCCUCUGUGUCCUUGUGAAGCAAAAAAGAAAAGAAAAAGAAAGCAUGCGCACGCACACACAAAGGUAUUCACUUUCCACGCACUGUGG
Molecule: messenger RNA, 3380 nt
Organism: Dermacentor andersoni
Lineage: Eukaryota; Metazoa; Arthropoda; Arachnida; Ixodida; Ixodidae
Product: chitotriosidase-1-like
Biological process (GO): chitin catabolic process; carbohydrate metabolic process
Cellular component (GO): extracellular region
Molecular function (GO): chitinase activity; chitin binding
Source: RefSeq, a predicted model, not a curated record